GUUGACCCCAAAGAUUACACUUUUGCUGGACUUAAAGACGAAACUGUGGGUCGACUGCCUGGAAAAGUAGCAGGCCAGCAAUUCAUCAUUCAGGACUGUGAGAACUGUAGUAUCUACAUCUUUGACCAUUCUGCCACAAUCACUAUCGAUGACUGUGUAAACUGCCGAAUCUUCUUAGGGCCAGUCAAAAGCAGCGUCUUCUUCCGCGACUGCAAGGACUGCAGAUGCAUCGUGGCCUGCCAACAGUUCCGCACGCGGGACUGCAAGAAGCUGGAGGUCUUCUUGUGCUGUGCCACCCAGCCCGUUAUCGAGUCCUCCACGGGUAUGAAAUUCGGAUGUUUCCAGUACUAUUAUCCUGAGCUUGCUUUACAAUUUAAAGAUGCUGGACUGAGUAUCUUUAAUAACACGUGGAGCAACAUCCAUGACUUUACCCCUGUGUCAGGAGAAAAUAACUGGGGCCUUUUGCCUGAGGAUGCUGUAGUCCAAGAUUAUGUUCCUCUGCCCAGCUCUGAGGAGCUGAAAGCUGUCAGAAUUUCUACGGAUGCUACGAGGAGCAUAAUACCGAUAACUCGAGGGCAGAGACAGAAGAGCAGCGACGAGUCGUGCUUGGCCGUGUUUUUUGCUGGUGACUACACAACUGCAAACGCCAGGAAGUUAAUUGAUGAGAUGACUGGUAAAGGCUUUCAGCUGGUACAGACUAAAGAAGCCUUAAUGAAGGAAGAGGACGCUCGCAGAGUUUUCCAGCAGUGUGCAUCAGAAUUCAUUCCACUGCUUGAAAAAGGUCCAGUGGUUGCUUUGGAGUUCAAUGGAGAUGGUGCCGUGGAAGAAUGUCGAAGCACUAUAAAUGACGUUUUCAGUGGGACCAAGGUUUUUGUAUCGGAGAGCAAGGCAACAGCAUCUCAAGAUGUAGACAAUUUCUACAACUUCGCCGACAUGCAGAUGGGGAUGUGAAGUUCCACAUGAAGGUGUUCGUGUACGGUUUGUCUCAGCACCUGGGUGUCGCUUGGCUUGAAUUUUGCAGUAGUAUCUGAGAAUCUUUUUCAUUUGGUUUUGUAUUUCUCAUAUAUCCCUUUUCUAAAGCUAUUG
Molecule: messenger RNA, 1086 nt
Organism: Merops nubicus (carmine bee-eater)
Lineage: Eukaryota; Metazoa; Chordata; Aves; Coraciiformes; Meropidae
Gene: RP2
Product: retinitis pigmentosa 2 (X-linked recessive)
Exons: 4
Biological process (GO): post-Golgi vesicle-mediated transport
Cellular component (GO): cilium; periciliary membrane compartment
Molecular function (GO): GTPase activator activity
Source: RefSeq, a predicted model, not a curated record